AUGUCUACGGUUCACAUCAAGUCUCCGACGGAGUUCCAGACGCUCCUGUCGAGCUCCAGAAUUGUCGUUGCUGACUUCUAUGCCGACUGGUGCGGUCCCUGCAAGGCCAUCGCGCCCCUCUAUGAGCAACUCUCGUCGUCGCUCUCCCGCAAGAAUGCCGUUACCUUUGUCAAGAUCGAUAUCGAGGCCCACAAGGAGAUUGCCGCCGCCUACAAUGUCACCUCGCUCCCCACCUUCAUGAUCUUCCGCGAAGGCAAGACCAUCGAGAAGGUCCAGGGCGCCGACCCCCGCAAGCUUCAGGAGGUGGUCAAGAAGCUGGCCAAGGAGGUUUCCGAGACCGGCUCCAGCUCUGGCGAGGCCUCUGGCAACUCGAGCGGCGGUAGCUGGAGAGGCGCGGGACUUCCUCGUGGCUACGGCGACAUCACCGACCAGGUCGAAGCUAGAGGCUGCGAGCUUCUCAACGCCGACGAGGACUUUGGCCCUGUCCGCGUUCUGUUCGACACGUCCAAGCCCAGUGCGCUGACCAAGAAGGAGGGUGUGAAGGAUUGGGUGGAGAGCGGCGCCGACGACCAGCUUCUGCUGUUCAUGCCCUUCCAGUCCAUGCUGAAGCUCCAUACCCUUCAGCUCACAUCUCUUCCUCCUGCCGACGACGACGAGGCUCCGAUGCGCCCUGGCACCAUCCACCUCUACACGAACAAGCCACACAACCUCGACUUUAGCGAAGCCGACGACACCCCUCCCACGCAAGCCAUCGAGCUCACUGAGAAGGACUGGAACGCCGACGGCACUGCCAACAUUGGGCUGCGCUUCGUCAAGUUCCAGAACAUCAACAGCCUGAUCAUCUACGUCACCAAGGGUGACGGCGACGGCGAGAAGGUGCGCCUCGACCGUGUGCGCCUCAUUGGCGAGUCGGGUGAAAAGAGAGAGAUGGGCAAGCUAGAGAAGAUUGGCGACGAGGCCGGCGAGUAG
Colletotrichum higginsianum IMI 349063 is the source of this 969-nucleotide messenger RNA. Its product is annotated as Thioredoxin. The record is from RefSeq and is a predicted model, not a curated record. Lineage: Eukaryota; Fungi; Ascomycota; Sordariomycetes; Glomerellales; Glomerellaceae. Bases 1 to 969 code for a protein of 322 amino acids. The transcript has 3 exons.